Laccaria bicolor S238N-H82 is the source of this 1221-nucleotide messenger RNA. RefSeq lists its product as uncharacterized. The transcript has 3 exons. The record is from RefSeq and is a predicted model, not a curated record. Gene Ontology annotation, biological process: tRNA processing. NCBI's taxonomy places the organism in Eukaryota, Fungi, Basidiomycota, Agaricomycetes, Agaricales, Hydnangiaceae. Bases 1 to 1221 code for a protein of 406 amino acids. Gene Ontology annotation, molecular function: 3'-tRNA processing endoribonuclease activity. Gene Ontology annotation, cellular component: nucleus.
AUGACUUGCUACCGUCGACUCAUUCAGAUUGCAAACGUCUUUGGUCGGCGCAGAACCAUGUCCUCCUCAAGUGCAUCUCGACAGUCUCCCAUCGGCUCCCUAAGUGCAACCUUUCUUGGAACGGCCUCCGCUCAACCUUCUUCCACCAGAAAUCACUCAGCCCUUGCCCUCCGGGUUGGUGGGGAUGUGUGGUUAUUCGACUGUGGCGAAGCCACUCAGCACCAGAUACAAAAGAGCAAUGUAAAAAUGGGCAAGAUCGAGAAGAUAUUCGUCACACACACGCAUGGCGAUCACAUUUUUGGAUUGAUUCCAUUGCUUGCAAGCUGCUUAAACGGCGCAGGAGGCGCCGCGGACGGAGCUGAGGACGCCAGAGCCCAAGCAGACACGACUAUCCCGCCCUUGGAAAUUUACGGACCCGCUGGGACUCGCGGCUAUGUACGUAGCGGUCUCAAGUAUACGCACAGCCUCCUUGGAAAGCGCUACGUCGUACAUGAGCUGCGUUUCCCGUCAGAUCCACAAGAGGAGGAAGUCUUUCCACUCGGGAACGCAGAAUCCCCUCACGGCCAAGACAUUCCCCAAGUUGAUGGCUGCUGGAGAAAUAUCUUUACGGACAGUACGAUCUCAGUAUCUGCAGCGCCCAUUAAGCAUUCUGUUUCUUGUGUUGGCUUUGUGGUGACAGAGGCUCCAAUACCCGGGAAGAUCGAUCCAAAGAAAUACAUUCCUGACAUCAAACGCACCAACACGCCCAUUUCUGUGAUGCGUCAGCUCCAGCAAGGCGAAAGUGUCCAGCUUGGAGACGGUACAAUCUUACACGGACCACCACGAAGAAAAGGAAGAAAAGUUGUCAUCUUGGGUGAUACUUACGAUCCGUCUCCCAUCAUACCCCUUGCCGAGGAUGCGGAUUUGCUUAUUCACGAAGCAACUAAUGCGCAUCUACCUGGGAUUGAUCCAAACACGAAGGAAAUAGAUACAUAUGCAUCCGUCGAAGAACGAGCAAAGUCAAGAGGACACUCGACGCCUCAGAUGGCUGGCGCUUUCGCCAAACGCGUACGGGCACGAAAACUGGUUCUAAAUCAUUUUUCUGCACGGUACCCUGGGGAUGAAACAGAGGAGGCCAAUAAAAUAAUGGACGCGAUCGUAGAACUUGCAGCCAAAGAGUUUGGCAGCAGCGUGACGUGCGCCAAAGAUUUCAUGAGCGUCGAUGUCGUAUCCAAUGAUUAA